Messenger RNA from Sus scrofa (pig), 4414 nucleotides. Lineage: Eukaryota; Metazoa; Chordata; Mammalia; Artiodactyla; Suidae. The record is from RefSeq and is a predicted model, not a curated record.
CAUAUGGAGGUUCCCAGGCUAGGGGUCGAAUUAGAGCUACAGCUGCCGGCCUAUGCCACAGCCACAGCAAUGCCAGAUCCGAGCCACAUCUGCGACCUACACCACAGCUCAUGGCAACGCCGGAUCUUUAACUCACUGGGCGAGGCCAGGGAUCGAACCUACGACCUCAUCGUUCCUAGUCGGAUUCGUUUCCGCUGUGCCACGAUGGGAACUCCUGGGCAUUUUUCUAAAUGGUUACACAAAAUAUGUCCUUCUGGGUCUGGCUUUGUUCCCGGAGCAUCGUGGGUGCCAGGCUGCCACCUGGCAGCCUGUGUCCGAGCCUCACUCAUUUUCAUGGCUGAGUCACAGUCCACCUUGUGCAUGGACCCCAUGCUGUGUUUCCACCCAUGAGUUCCUGGACAUUUGAGUGGUUUCCGUCUGCUUUGCUGCUGUGAAUAGUGCCGCUGUAUCCAAAGGCGUGUUGGAGCGCCCGCGUUAGGGGGUGUCUGCUGUCGGCCAGCAGCGUUUGGGGGCGGAACCCAAUCUGUUUGUUUCCCCAUCCGCGGGCCCAGUGUCCCACCGGCCGUGACCUGAAUCCAGUCACUGCAGCGGUCUGAUCAUUCGCAGAGGACAGAGGCCCCGGGGUCUCAGGCGCGGCCCCGAUGCUCCUAAGGCUGGGCUGGGGGGCGGGGGGCGGGGGACACCACACACCUGACCGUGGGAGUGACCACGCGCUGUGUGUGCUGCCACAUUCACGCCCCUCUGACCCUGUGAACAGGACCUUAUUUGGAAGCAGGGUCUUUGCAGAUGUGCGGAAGUGAAGGACCUGAUGUGACGGCUCCUGGAUCCUGUCAAGUGAAGAAGCAGAUUCAAAUGGCAUAGUUUGAUUCUGUUGUUUGUUUAAAAUAUAUAUAUAUAUGUACACACACACACAUAUAUAUAUAAAUGAAUGGUCUCCACAUAUAAAUGGACCCAGAUGUAUAACAUAUAUGCGAUAUAUAAAAAUAUACAUAGAAAUAUGUGUAUGUCAAUAGGAGGACAUAUUUUAUUUUUUGCUUACCUGUGUAUUCUCAUUGUUCUGCAACCAACGUGUGUUCCUGGGAGUGUGUUUCCUGUUCCCGUCUUUGCCUCCAUCUUCCCGUGGCUUCUGCUCUGUGUCUGGGUCUCCUCUCUGUCUCUUAGGAGGACCCUGUCCUUGGAGGGAGGGGCCCCCUCAUCCCGGAGGACCUCCUCUCAGACCCUUCCCUUCCUCACACCUGCAAAGACCCCAUUUCUAGACAUGGUCCCAUUCCCACGUCCUGGUGGAUGAGAGUUCGGGGGCCACGGAGUGCCCCCAGGGCUGCGCGUGUGUUUCCUGUGUGUGGCGCGGGGCCCAGAGCAGGAGGAAGGAGUAAUGAGAUGUCCCUCGGGUGUCGCCCAGGGAGCCAUGACACGAUGACCUACUGCUUGAACAAGAAAUCGCCCAUUUCCCACAACGAGUCGCGGCUGCUGCAGCUUCUGGCCAAGAUCCUGCCCUGCGUCACCCUCCCCGUGGUGCUCCGGUGGUCCAUCACCCAGGUGCUGGACGUCACGGAGCAGCUGGACGCGGGGGUGCGGUACCUGGACCUGCGGAUCGCGCACAUGUUGGAGGGCGCCCAGAGGAACCUGCACUUCGUCCACAUGCUGUACACCACCGCGCUGGUGGAGGACACGCUCACGGAGAUCUCCGGGUGGCUGGAAAACCACCCCCGGGAGGUGGUGGUCCUGGCCUGCAGGGACUUCGAGGGGAUGACCGAGGACCUGCACGAGUACCUGGUCGCCUGCAUCAAGAACAUCUUUGGGGACAUGCUGUGCCCCCGAGGGGAGAUGCCGACGCUGCGCCAGCUGUGGUCGCGGGGCCAGCAGGUGAUCCUGUCCUACGAGGACGAGGCGUCCGUGAGCCGGCAUGCGGAGCUGUGGCCGGGGAUCCCCUACUGGUGGGGGAACAAGGUGAAACCCCAGGACCUCGUCUGCUACCUGGAACGCAUGAAGAGCUGCGGGCGCCCAGGUGGGCUGUUUGUGGCCGGCAUCAACCUGACAGAGAACCUGGAGUACGUCCUGGGGCACCUGGCUGGGUCCCUGGAGAGGAUGACGCUGCCCAGCCUGCCCUACCUAGACGCGUGGGUGCGGGCCCAGUGCCCAGGGUCGGGCGUCCGCUGCACCAACAUCAUCGCGGGCGACUUCAUCGGGGCAGACACGUUCGUCAGCGACGUCAUAAGACUCAACGAGAAGCUGUUUCGGGGCUGAGGGUGCUCCUGGCAAACCCGGCCUCCAGGCACCACCAAGGCUGCUCCUCCAUCCUGUGGGAUGGCCGCCAGCCACCUGGGUGAGCAGAGCGGUGGGGCCCCUGGCCUCCCCUCUGAGGCGGUGCCCCUCAGCGCACCCAGCCCGGGAGGUCCCCGGUGGGUCUAGGGAGGUAUCCACAUGUAGGGGGAGAUUAAAGGUGGUGGUUUGCGCCUUCCUCAAGGAGAAUUACCUGGAUCGUGGGUCUGUGUGGGCUCGGCCCAGCUCUGCUGUGGUUGCCGAUGGGACAGGCUCAGGGCUGUUCCCUCCCGGGGGUGGGGUGGGCGCGGGAGUGGGGGCAGCAGAGGGUGUCCCCCCCGCUCAGGGUCUGUAAUGUCAUGUCCAUAGGACAGGACUGAGCGUGUUGGAAUCCUAUCAAGAGAACUAUUUUAUUAACUCAUGGGGGACCACCUGUUUCUCAUUCUAAAAGGGAACCAGCACCUGCUCCCUUUUCCCAGGAUUCCUAGGGGUCGGCUGGUAUUCCCUGGCUGUUGCAGGAAUGAAGGGUCUGUUUGGGGGGUUGUUACAGAGAUACGUGUAAGCGAUGUUGCACACGUGCCCCCCCAUCCCCAGACCCCCACUGUAACCUUGUCUUUACACAGGACGUAAAUGUGAGGACACAGGUGUAGGGACACGGGUGCGGGCAGAAAGAGGCAGGUGUAAGGACAGACGUGUACGUGAUAUGAUGCAGGUGUAAGCGGGAUGACUCAGGUGUAAGGACACAGGUCUCAGCACAGUGGUGCAGGUGUGCGGACGCGGGUGAAACGAUGUGACGUCCGUGCCUGUGCAGGUGCAGGCACACGGCCCUCGCAGCCUCGUCCUCCUCACGGCUGUCUCUUGUGUGUGCUCACAUCGCCUCCCCCAGCUCCCCAGCCCAGGUGUGCGGCUGCCCUGCACCCUCAGGUAUCGAACCUGAGGUGACGUGUUUUUCUCUGCAUUUGGCCUCUUUGCUGCAGCUGGAUCCACACCUGUAGCUCUUCCUGUUCUCCCAAAGCCCUAGGCGGUGUUUCUCUGUUUCCCAACUUGCCCCGUGUUCUGCCGUUCCGUUCACUCUGUUCACUGUCUGUUCACUUUGUGUUUUCUUAUUUUCUGUGUUCUUGAUGCUCUCGUUUGGGGGCCUUGUAGACCCAGGGGGGCUGCCCCCAGGGUGCUCGCUGACCCUGAGGAUAAAUCCACCAACUUGGGGGUCCUCUGGCCCAUGGGCACCCACUACCCUGCUGUCCAGGGCUCACACACCAGGCUGGUUCACCGCCCCCGCCCCCAACACCCAGUGCCAGGUCCAGAAGCCCAGUGGCCGUCUCGGCAGCCCAGAGCCCCAGAACCAAUCAGAGGGUCCAGUGCUGCGUGGCCCACCCUGCCCCUGCUGUGCACAGUCCAUGGCCUCGGGCAUCGUCCUCCCGCCCCACACAGGCUCCCCGGUGGCCCUGCACGGCGGCCUGGCUCCUGGGCACGGGAACAUACUGCUGUGCAGCUUUCUGCUGCUCUGGGUUGGCUCAGGCACCUCCGUAAGUUAAAACCCCGUGGAACAAUGAGACCUGGUGUUGACUCCGGUCCUGAGGGAGGCUGGCCAUCGUCCACGAGGCCUCUGCUCUCUUCCCGCAAUGAGCAGGAGUUUCCCAAACUCAGAGGUUGUGAAAGCAUAUUCUUUUGCCUGCGCCUCAGCCAAAGGAGAGACCCCAACUGGGCUUUUAAUGGAAUGUCCGGCUUUAGAGAGACCUGGAGGCCGGGGCGUGUGUGUGUGUGUGUCCUUGUGUGGCUCAUGUUCUGGAACAUUCUUCCUGUAAAGGGAUCAGGUUCUUAGGAUAGUCUUGAAAAUGACCAUUUAAUCCACAUUGGAAGACAUACUCUUUGGGACCCCAUCAGCCCUUUUCCUUAAGAAAACCUGCUUCUGCUUUGAGUGAAGGCACCUGAAAUCCAGAAAGAAACUCACAGGCCACCCCAGGGGCUACCCUGGCCUGAGCUUUGCUGAGCUUGCGGCUGGCGUGUGGAGCUGGUGCAGGGGAGCAACAGAGGCAAGGGUGGGUGUUGACGGCUGCCCCUGGCCAGUGGCUCCCGCUGAACCUCACACUUGUGUCCGGAACGGGUCAAUGUGGAUCAUUUAAUUCUGGAGAAUGAUUAAAAGACCUUAAAGUCA